AUGCGGACCUUGGUGGAUGCGCCUGUGCUACCCUACCCCAACCCGUGCCUCCCUUACCUGCUGGAAACCGACGCUAUUGCCGAGGGAGUGGGGGCCGUGCUGUCUCAGGUCAAGGACGGGCAAGAGCGGGUUGUGGCUUACUUCAGCACCAAGUUCUCGAAGCUGGAGAGGAACUACUGCAUGACGAAGAGAGAGCCUAAUGUUAUGUGCCAGCGUUUGCAGGUUCUGAGAGGUGCAGGAGUGGCCAUAAUCCACUGGCUUAAGGCUGGCGAGGGACGGCCGUGCUGGGAGCAGGUGUCACCCGAGACCUCCGCUACCAAGUGCCUGAUGGACCAGUGGGAGGAGCUACGCUCAGAGGAAGGCGUGCUUCAGCGGCACUGGGUGGACACCGGAAGGAGCGAGAACAGCUGGGUGGUGGUACUACCGCACGCCCGACCGGAGGAGCUGCUGAGGGAGACGCACGAGGGAAACACCAGUGGCCACUCAGGUGUUGAGAGGACGCUGAACCGGCUUCGGCAGCGCGUGUACUGGACUGACUUGAGAGGGGCAACAGAUUCCUCUGGCCACUUCACGAAGUGGCCGGAGGCCUGUGCCCUUCCCAAACACGAAGCAGAAACUAUGGCAGAGUUCCUUGUCAGUCAAGUGUUCACACGCUUCGGGGUGCCAGAUGAGCUCCAGUCAGGCCAACGGCGGGAGUUCGAAUCGCGGGUCUUCAAGGAGUGCUGUCGUGUCCAUGGUGUAAAGAAGACCCGCACUACGCCCCUGCAUCCCCUGUGUGACCGGACUGUGGAGCGGUACAACGCCACGCCGGUGAGCCAGCUGGCACGGUAA
This is a messenger RNA of Scylla paramamosain (green mud crab), 831 nucleotides long. RefSeq lists its product as uncharacterized. The coding region runs from base 1 to 831 and encodes 276 amino acids. The record is from RefSeq and is a predicted model, not a curated record. The transcript is spliced from 4 exons. Gene Ontology annotation, biological process: DNA integration. NCBI's taxonomy places the organism in Eukaryota, Metazoa, Arthropoda, Malacostraca, Decapoda, Portunidae. Gene Ontology annotation, molecular function: nucleic acid binding.